UGGGAAUAAAAAAUUUGAGAUUUUUAUUUUAAAUUACUUUACUUUAAAUUUAUUACUUUAAAUUAUUUAUUGUAUUGUUCAUUUCGAGAUUUGUGAGGAGAAGUUCGGAAUGAGACUUAAAAUUGCUGUGGGGAAAAUGAGACAAGAUUUUACAUCAAGAAUUUAUAGGCCACGAAAUUGCCAAUAAUUCCGAUAAUUUCCAGUAACUUUAUUCCAUAACAGAACAUUUCCAGUAACUUUAUUAUAAAUAAACUUUGUCAUUCCGCUCAAGUAUUUCAUCAUUAAACAAGUUUGUUUACAUGGUAUUUCAGUCCGUCUCAUUCUCCAGAAAUCGCCAAAAUCCACUCCACCCGACAGAACUUUCACCCCGUGUGUAAGUUACACAGUGUAACUAAUAGUUUGUUGUCCACUCCGGCCUGCCUAGCAACUUUCUCUCCUCCAAUUCACACAUGCUUUCACCUCACUCAAAGAGAAAAUUCCUUCCUUUUCAUUUCCAUAUUUUCCCACACAGCAGUCCCACCAGCGGAAUAAAAGGUGCAUAUCAAAAUGGGAUGAGAGGCGAUGGUUGUUGUCUGUGUACCCAAGAAAAAAGGUGUCCCCUCCUUUCUCCAAAUACUCUUUUUGUACAUUGCUCAACCAAAUAAUUGUGCUAUAACUAUGCUCCAACUUUCUCCUUAUAUUGCUGCUCAAAAAAAUUGACACUACAAACACUGCGUCCUUCUUUUGCAUAGCGUUACUCACUGGUCAGCCAGCCAGCGUUACCUUGAAACUUGGAUAAUAAUUGAUAGCACGACAUGGAGGACAAAAUCGAUACAAAUAUAAAACUCCUACUGCUCUGUGCACUACGCCAAUUUCAAUAAUAAAAAGGUGACGGGUAGGAAUAAUUGGAUUAGUUGGAUGAGUGCCUUGGUUGCCUGCCUGGAAAUAUUUUGCUCCACGACGAGCUCAGUAUUAGAUUCGGAAUAAAAUGAAGUUAAUUUUCUUAAUUUUAAUUGUAAUGUUAAGUUGUGAUUUUUCUUGGGCGAAAUUCGUCUCGGGACAUUUAAUCACGCAUGAGAACUGGGCAUUUUUGGACAGAUUUUGUUUCUUAUCGAUCGAUGGCAGUUUUGAGUAUCAGAUUGAAUUCGAAUAUGAUCCGCAGAACAUGGGGGACAUAAGUUUACUCCUCUACCCAGACCUCCUCUGGCCUAAUGCGUACAAUAAUCUUAAAGCUAACACAUGUCAAAAGCGAACCGAAAUUCUCAAAUUGGGUGAAAAUCAGAUCGUUCCUUUAGCCAAAGGCGUCCUUGGUUCGGGAUGUGAGGCUGUAAAUCACCCAAAAUUGGACGAAAAUGGGAAUACGACUUAUUCUACGACGCUAUUGUGCAAAAAUUAUAGAAAAUUUAGAUCUGCCAGGGAAAGAUGGUGGUUUAUUGGGAUUGCGAGUUGUAACAGCAAAAAGGGACUCGAUGUAAAAUAUAAAUUUUACAUGAAAAAUGGAGAUCGUGGCGAUUAUUGGUAUGAACAUUUCUCGGCAGAUGAAUUUUACAUCCUCCCAAUUUUGACAUCAUUUUGUUUCGUGUAUUUAUUUUUGCUAUUCUGCGCAUUGAUUUUUGCCGUUGAGUUAAAAUGUCGUCAGCUGUUGCACACGACGUACAAACUUUUCCUGGUGUCGCUCGCCCUCCAAACGGCCGGGAUUAUGAACUUGUGCAUGGCCUAUGGAAAUUUUGCGUCGAACGGCGUUGGUCUUCCUGGCGUCAAAUUGGCUGGGAGAAUUUUAGAAGGCGGAAGUGAAUUCGUCUUUGUCCUCCUUCUCCUCCUCUUGGCAAAGGGCUACACCGUGACUCGAGGGAGAUUACGCCCAUCCAGCGCAGUCAAAUUAACAGUUUUUAACUGUUUGUAUAUUUUAUUGUAUAUUUUACUCUUCAUUUUUGAACAAUAUACGUUCGAUCCAGGUCUGGUCCUUUACAUUUACGAGUCUGAAGCUGGCUAUGGAAUCCUGAUUUUGAGACUUGUCGGUUAUUUGAUGUUCGUUUAUGGGAUUUUCUUCACGUUGAAACAUUAUCCGGAAAAAUCAUCGUUUUAUUUUCCGUUCUUUGGCAUUUAUUCGUUGUGGUUCAUUUCCGGUCCGAUUGUAAUUCUAAUCUCGAAUUACGUCAUUGAUAAAUGGGUUCGAGAGAAGGUUGCGUUGUCAAUUCUGCACUCGAUCGCUUUCGUGGGACAUGUCGUGUUUUUGGGUUUGACACGACCUUCCGCUGCGAAUAAAAGCUUUCCUUACCACGUUCGAACUACGCAGGUCGGCAUGAUGGACGACAAAUUCGAGGGUGGCACCGGUGGCGUUGCUGGUCAAGAUAAUUUCGAAGCCCAUUCCUACGCACCGUCCGCGCCCGCUUACGACAUUUUCACAGUCACCGGAGUCGUCCAGCGAACUACCGACGGCCCAAAUUUCGAUUUAUUCAGUGCAAAUGGUUCCUGUGGCGUCCAGCCAUCGAGUGGUCCCAUAUUUCCGGCCAUGUUCCCCGCACCUCCUCCGAAAUAUGAGGACGCAUUCCCUCACGAGAGACCAGGUCAGAUUGAGGAACUUUUACGAGAAAAUGAUGACGAAGACAUGGACGAAUGUGGGGACGGAGGGGAUGAACACAGUCCCGCCGGCCUAAGCAAUGAUGAAGAUGACGCUUCAAGUGCAAGUUAUCGUCCUACCAGUUCGCACAAUAAUAACAAUAAUAAUCCCAAAUCUGCACCACAACCAAUCUCCAUUUUAGGAAAUAGGGAAAGUAAAUACGUUUGUGACUGAUGGGUUUAAAAAUCAGGAAAUAAAUUAGUUUA
This is a messenger RNA of Folsomia candida, 2805 nucleotides long. Its product is annotated as transmembrane protein 145. Gene Ontology annotation, biological process: response to pheromone; G protein-coupled receptor signaling pathway. The record is from RefSeq and is a predicted model, not a curated record. The transcript is spliced from 13 exons. Bases 968 to 2773 code for a protein of 601 amino acids. Lineage: Eukaryota; Metazoa; Arthropoda; Collembola; Entomobryomorpha; Isotomidae.